Gregarina niphandrodes is the source of this 1476-nucleotide messenger RNA. RefSeq lists its product as hypothetical. NCBI's taxonomy places the organism in Eukaryota, Apicomplexa, Conoidasida, Eugregarinorida, Gregarinidae. The coding region runs from base 1 to 1476 and encodes 491 amino acids. The transcript has a single exon. The record is from RefSeq and is a predicted model, not a curated record.
AUGCGGUGUUUUCCGGGUCGGUCGGUUAGGUUCUGUCAGGGUUUCGUCACAGUAUUGGCAUUGGUGGAUAGCAUCGGAACACAGCCGGGUCAGUGGGCUCGUAGUUUGUUCUUCCAGGGUAUGGCCGAGGACAGUGAAGCUCGUCAGCUGGAACGCCUUCUUCGAGACGGCGACGAUGAGGAAAUCAUCAAGUGGUUUGAAUGGCACGUAAUUUCGGUUCGAUGUCCCAUCAUUGGUCCUGCUGUGACUCGUGGAACCGUGGAAGAACGCGAACAAAUAAGUGACUUAGGUUUCGCGGAUGUGUGUGAAUGGUUAAUUUCGUGUAAAAGCACGGAAGGUGUGAGUGCAGUGGUCUCCCGUUUAAAAGAAGCCUACAACACACUUGUCUUGCCUCAGUCUUGGCUUAAAUCACAAUACCAAUUAACCGAUGAGUGGGCCCCAAGCAGCAUCUUUCAGGACGGUGGGCGUCUACGAUCAGCUGCGGCUGUAGCCGGUUGGGCUUACUACCUGGACAAGAGAGCUGGUAUGUCACCGGAUGCGAGAGUCCGGUGUCUGUACGUACUCGCUCGAUGGCAUACCGGACAAGCAUUCAGGUACGCACUGGCAGAGCUCAAAGAAUAUUCGCCGGUAUUCACGAUGGACGAAAGACGGCGGAAGCUACUACAUCGUUUCAGUCAAUCUGUAAUGCAUUGGAUGGACAGUGUCAGCAACACUGGUAGCUAUCAUGGAGAUUGCGUAAGUAAAAGAAUGACUACAGACAUGGAUGCUCUCGCGUCCCAACUUUCACGGGUGCGUGCUGACUCCGAUGUCAGCCGAGCGAGGAGGUUGUACGAGGAUAGACUCAUGGGCUGGAUUCAAAACACGACCCUACGAGCAUCGAGGAUUCGUAACGUACAAUAUCGUGCCAUAUAUCACCACUGUUUUGAACGGUUGGUCUCCGCUUGUUUCUCAGGCUUGAUAUCAUGGGACAUAUCUGGAACGAACUCUCUCACUGAAGCUCACUUCCCUGUCGGACAAAAUACCGGGUUUGAUCGCAACAGACCUGGCCAACAUGCCCUGCGUGGGCCCCUGUGGCUGGAGGAGCAACUCGCGCGUCGGUUGGUCCGGAUGCUCAUCGAUGAACAUGCCAUCGAAACGUGCACAACAUAUACUGACAUCGUGCGCUCUGUGCUCGAAAAAAAGUCAUUCAAAUUUUCCGUAUCCAAAGACAGGUUCCGUCAGCUCUACGAUAAGGCUCUAGAUGAGAUGCUCGGCCGAGUCAUAACUGACGAGGUGUACGACUACGUUUGGAGAGUCAGCUGUGGCGCAAUCGUAAGACUAUACGAGAUGUCUGCAGCUGUUGUAAGUUGUAUCUCCGAUGCCUCAACCCGGUCUUUAUCCGACCCUUCAACCCAGUUGAGUUGUCCCGGUCUUAAUCCUUCAAGCGGUCUUAAUCCUUCAAGCGGUCUUAAUCCUUCAAGCGGUCUUGGUCCCUGA